AGCCAUUUUCGAGCCAAGCACAUGUUUGGCCCUUUUGCAUGAAAGAUAGCUGCCGUCCACAAAUGGUUCAGGUUAUGUCAGAGAGAUGUCAGGAGCCCCUCGUGGCGUGGCUCCUGGGUGCUGUACUGGCCUCUCAGCCCACCGACCUCGUUAGCCGAGCUCAGGCCGCGAGAUGGAGGCGGACUCGGUCGGUCGCCAAGGACCCACUCAGAGUCGGCGACGGAACCAGCAGCCUAUAGGUUCCACUGCUGCGCCGUCUGUCCUUGGGAGGCAGAAGCGCACCUUCUCCAUUGCCAGAUCGAUCUCCGAAGGAUCGACAUGAAGGACUCGGACACAUCUACCAUCAUAUGCCUGGAGGAUGCGGCGUUGGCCUUCUCUCUGGCCGAGUUCGCCCGGGCGAAGGAACAGGAGAUCCAAAUGGAUUUUAGAUGGCGUGUCAACAGCUUUGACAUCGAACUGAGACUCCAACCACAGCGCGGCAGCGGUUGUCAGCGUGGGCGGUCCAGCGCAUGAGGUGUUCGACUUCAAGGCACCUGAAGAGUUGCCCCAGGAGCUCUGCCUUCGGAGCUUCGUGGUGCCUUCGACUUCGUUUUAAUCGAUCCGCCCUUCAUCACACGCGAGGUGGCGAUCGGCGAUUGGUUUCUGGCGCCCAACGGCAGUUUCAACUUGAAAGGCUUGGGCCACACCUCCAUGGAGUGUUGCUUCCCUGUUUGACCCUGCAUGCCAUAGAAGGAGGCUUGAGCUCCACGGAGAAGGACUCACUGGCCUCCAAGAGGGAUCUAUGUCACCGAGAAAGAGGACGUGGAGGGAUCUGGGUCAACGCAGAGAAGCACUUGCAGAUCUUGGUGCAUCAAUCUGCAGAAGGAGAGCUGCAGCACAAGGCUUUCGAAGAUGAUUGACGCCAUCAAGUCCGACGAUGGUCACUGCUCCCUCCAGGAUCAGAGAUCAACGAAACUGGGCCCCAAGCACUGCAAGGCUGCUUCGAACAAGAGAUUGGAUCUUCUCAGGCACCCAUCGCGUGCCUCCAAGGCCACAGCGGGUUGCCUGCGGUAAGCUGGCUUCCAAACCGAGCCUUCUUGCUCAGAGCGUGCCUGUCUGGUCCUGCUGCAGCUCUCCUUGCUUCAUGGCAGGGGCUCCUGUGCACCACCGUUUGCAGGUGCUGGAGCUGUCAUCAGAGCUCCAAACCACCGAGCUGCGGUGGUUAAUGGGUCGCAUGGCGGACGCUGAGGUAGCCCGCAGCGAGAGCAGCCUCACAAAAUCCCAGAAGAACAACCAGAAGAAGAAACUCCGCAAGGAGAAAAGAAGGCGCAGGCCGGCGCAUAGGCCGCUUCGGCGUGGUAGUGCGCAGCGAGUUCGGGCCACCACAACUGCUGCAGAUGGCCCACCAAGCGACGGUGGAUGAUUUGAAGGCCUGGAGCUCGUUGAGCAGUGAAUGCACGUAGCUCUGCGGCCAAAGUUUUCUGAGCAGUUACUGUCAUGUUAUCUCCAACCCUCGGUCGCUCCUUUGUUCAUAUGUUACCUUUGCGAUGGAGAGAGGUUGUGAAUUCAGGUUAGGUAUGAACAUGUUUCUUGAUCGUGGCCAAUCCCAAGGGUCAGGUUGCAUUUUGAAGACUUUGGCGCUCGCAGACAAUUCAGAGAUCCAAGAUCGUCUUUUCGCGAGUGAUGACUUGUCCAAUGUGACGGCGUGAGGACACGUUAUUCGGCAUUCUUCGCGGUUCACCGAAGAUCGAAAGGAGCAGAUACCCCGUGGGACCAACAGUUUCAUACAAUUUCCAUCAUGAAAAGGGUGUGUUUGUGUGUGUGGUAUAUGCUCAUAUUCAGCAUGUAUUUGUUCAAUCUGUAACUGCUGCUGUUCACACAGGAAGUGAUUAUCUUUGUUCACUGGUGGGAGCCCUUUUUCCUUCUGCAGAAGAGUUCCAUGAUGUACAUUCAGGACCGAGAACAAAGCGAGCCACCUGUAGCUGGACAUGCGCAUGUAUCUUGGUUAGGGUUCGUCUCCUGGCUUAACAGAGUUGGGGCAUGGAUGUUCUUCCGAUGCGGACUCCUCAGAUGGACGGCUUCGAGAAUUGAAGAGCGACACCAGGCUUGAGAAGCCAGAGAAAUGGACAAGUCUCACUAUGAAGUUCUUCAGUCCACAGCUUAGCGACUAGCUGAGGCUCGGUACCGCCGCCGAACUGAGCGACGUUGGUUGGAAAAACAUAUUUGCGCCGAACCGUUGUUUGUUUUUGUUUUCGGUCGUUUCUAAUCUCAGGAUGCAAUGGGAUGUGACUUGUGUUUGCCUUCCUCGGACCAUAGCCACUCAACCUGUUGUUUUUGCAUUAAUAAAAUGUUGAAGCCUCACCAGUAUACAUCCGGUUUGAAGUUAUCUUUUCUGUGCCUUUUCAGAGUGGGUUUGAACAUUUUGAAAAACCAUUCCCGACCAAGAGAGUCCUGACGUAUCUGACAAAGGCAGUAGCAUUCUUUCCCCCAGAGCGUGGCAUUGCCAUCUAGACAAACACGCUCUUCUUUGAGAAUGUUAUCAUCAUCCCGACAUUCUUCCCUUUGCCAGAUGAUUGGUUGUGUCUCCUGGCUCCAAUGUGGCUAUGUUUGGAUGGAAACCUUUUGUUCACCCCUCCUCAAAUCUGUCUCUCAGCGUGUCGGUGGUCAGAGUGUCGGUGUGAGGCCGCUUGGGGUCCAAACUCGGAGCUGAACGCGUCGGAUUGGCAGCGGAUCAGCAGAGGUGGUCAUCACGAUUCCUCAGAGUUUCGGUUACAAACCUGCUUUUCGGGACUGGUUGAAUUGGUUGCAGUGUUGCUGGUGGUUGGGAGGGAGCGAUUCAGAGCGGGGGUACAGGGAGUUUCCUAAUCACUUGCUCACUGGGGUUUGGUCCCGAAACUGCUGAGGCCUCGGUGGGUUUGCUGGAGGGGCAUGAGAGAAAACAAGCUGAGUUGUGUUGACCCGAGCGGGUUUGACAUUUACAUGGAGACUGUGCAUGAUUACUGUUUGUUUUGAGGUCUAUUGGGGGCACGAACGACUGCUAGUCGAAUUCCAGAGAACGGCUGGUGCUCGCAUGGGACACGCAAGACCCUAAAUUUGAAGUAUGUGACAUGUGUUCUUCUUUCUGAGAACUCUUUCAAGAGUACCACAUGGUGACCACCUGAACCAGUGAGUACUGAUUCGCAAGUUGAGAAGACUUUGGAAGAUUACAGUAAGGUGUGUCUUGAACAUUUUAACCCAAAAUAUCCCAAAGCUGGUUUGUGCUAGUUCCUGCUGCUGCACUUGUCUAGCUCAUGUCCUUCAGCUGUCCCAAAGCGCAUUGUUUUCAUUUCCGAUUCACGCUGCAGAGGGCUGUGGUGCCGGUCGCUUCCAUCCGGUAGGAAAGUCUUGAAGGCAAGAGGCCGAC
This is a messenger RNA of Durusdinium trenchii, 3382 nucleotides long. The record is from the annotation of a GenBank genome assembly. NCBI's taxonomy places the organism in Eukaryota, Dinophyceae, Suessiales, Symbiodiniaceae.